Messenger RNA from Impatiens glandulifera, 701 nucleotides. Its product is annotated as zinc finger CCCH domain-containing protein 13-like. The transcript has 3 exons. The record is from RefSeq and is a predicted model, not a curated record. Gene Ontology annotation, molecular function: mRNA binding; metal ion binding. Bases 243 to 701 code for a protein of 152 amino acids. NCBI's taxonomy places the organism in Eukaryota, Viridiplantae, Streptophyta, Magnoliopsida, Ericales, Balsaminaceae.
UUAUAUGUUUAUAUGUCAUGCAUUAUUGAACAUUGAAACAGGGAGCAAAAGUGUGUACUUUCUACGUGCGAAAUGGUACUUGUGGAUAUGGACCUCGCUGCAAGUUUACCCAUCCUAAUCCUACUACAACUGGAGGAGGAGUUUUUGAACCACGUAAUAACUCGUCUCCAGCUGGUCUAUUUAUUGCGCCUCCUGUAAAUGGUGCAUCACAACAAGCUGGACGUGCUAUUUGGUCUUUGCCUAUGAUGACUGGUACUGAUAUUGCCUUACAGAGAAACAACUUGCCCUACUUGCCUGCAAUGCCUACUCUUCCUCAUUUUACUCCCGAAUGGAAUGGAUUUAAGGCUCCUGAAGAAUGUGCACUGACUCGUAGUUCAGCUCCCGUUGAAACAAGUCACAUAACAAAACCAGAUAAUUCUGACGGGGUUCAAGAAUAUCCAGAGAGACCAGGCCAACCUGAAUGUGUUUAUUUUACUAAAACUGGAAGCUGCAAGUUCAAAUCGGCAUGUAGGUAUCACCAUCCCUCUACCGGAACCGUAACCCCAGUUGAAGUGGAGUGUGUUACAACAAGUGAAAAUGGCCUGCCACUUAGACCUGGAAAAAAGGUUUGUCGGCAUUAUGAACAAUAUGGUAUAUGCAAGUACGGUCGAGCAUGCUUGUUUGACCACCCGGUGGAUCUCUGUUUCUCCGUGACCACCUAA